CUCGGCUGUGCUGUCGCUAACUGUCCAACGAACAAAAAUUGCAAAGAGACAACGUCAUAUCCAUUUUACUACUGCCAAGAUCCGGAUCCAGAUGGUAAGUGAAGUUAGUCGACUACGUUACUCCUAGCUUCGAUACUUCACAGCUAGCUUAAAAAGAAUACGUUUUACUAUUGUUCAUUCAAAAGAAUUCUCAAAUUUCUGGUCAAUUGACUGCCAGAUAACGGUGAAAUCAAUCAUAUCAAAAACACUUUUCGAAUUUGCUUAAGUGCACGAGCGAAAUCGACGUGGACAAUGUAGUCAUCGUAAAUAUAUGAAAUCCUUUCCAUUUAAGAUGGUCCUAAGUUGAAAACAGUGUAGUUGUGACGCAAUUAUCAUAUAUUUGUUCCACCCAUGUGCCGCUCUAUAUGUAGGAGAAACUUGUUUUGAGAAAGUUACUCCUUGGUCUAGACAGAGCGCGUUUACCGUUAUUACUGCUUAAGGAAUAUUUACUGUUUUCACAUUUAGCGAAAAAAUCUUGAACAUAUGAAGGUAGUCUGCCCUUUAAAGCUUUGAAUGUCAUGACAGUUUCUCCUCUCUUUAAAGUAUCUUCAAUGGGUUAAUUAACGUUCCCAUGUAGAUUUUCUAAUAUUUAGGUGAAACGAACAUCGUAUGUUUCGCCAGUAAUAAUAGGUUAAAUAUUUUUCCAUCAUUCUUUUCUUAGAUAAUUUUGAUUUAAAGUUUCCCUCGGCUAAGAAACAUACAGCGACAGGAAAGAUGUCAACUACUUCGGAUGAAGUGUCCAUCUGCUUUUGGUGCAAGACUAGUGAUCUUAAAUCACCAUUCGUCAGUUAUAAAAACAACGGGAACCCACCUAGUGUGUUGACUUUAGUCUAUUUAGAUGGAUCCGUUUUCUUGCAAAUAAAUAAGCCUAUCGCGUGAGUAGCUAUAUAUAAUACAUUUUUUUGUGGAAACACCACGUAAAUUUAUUACUGCAAAAACCGAAGCUUUCGAUCCGUAAGCCCGAAUCUUCACACUGCUAAUAAGGUUAAUAAUCGAAAGCUUUGCAGUGGUAAAUUUACGUGGUGUUUCCACAAACAAAAGUAUUAUAAAUACUAAUUUAUAUUAUCAAAUCAAUAAUCCAUUACUCAAUUAAUAAUUAUGAAAUCAGCAAUCGAAUACUCAAUUAAUAAUUAUCAAAUCAAUAAUCCAAUACUCAAUUAAUAAUUAUAUCAAAUCAAUAAUCCAAUACUCAAUUAACAAUUAUCAAAUCAAUAAUCCAAUCUCAAUCAAUAAUUGUCAAAUCAAUAAUCCAAUACUCAAUUAAUAAUUAUCAAAUCAAUAAUCCAAUACUCAAUUAAUAAUUAUCAAAUCAAUAAUCCAAUACUCAAUUAACAAUUAUCAAAUCAAUAAUCCAAUACUCAAUCAAUAAUUGUCAAAUCAAUAAUCCAAUACUCAAUUAAUAAUUAUCAAAUCAAUAAUCCAAUACUCAAUUAAUAAUUAUCAAAUCAAUAAUCCAAUACUCAAUUAAAAAUUAUCAAAUCAAUAAUCCAAUACUCAAUUAACAAGUAUCAAAUCAAUAAUCCAAUACUCAAUUAAUAAUUAUCAAAUCAAUAAUCAAAUACUCAAUUAAUAAUUAUCAAAUUAAGAAUCCAAUACUCAAUUAUUAAAUACCAAAUUAAUAAUCCAAAUACUCAGUUAUUAAUUACCAAAUUUGUGUGAUGAUUAUAAAGAUACGAAGCUACCUUUGAAAUAUCUCCUAUUCAUGAUGACAAAUGGCAUCACAUAUGUACCACGUGGAACAGCAGCAGUGGGCACGUGAACAUUUAUGUUGAUGGCGCACUGCGAAAUUACCCUACGGGUACCUCUUACUUCAAAGAUGAAAAAAUUGUUUUCAACGGGACGUUUACGAUUGGGAACUUCAAAUACGCCACGAUGGACAUGAGUAAUUUUGCUGGAAAAUUGAGUCAGUUUAAUAUCUGGGACUACGUGCUGCCUAGCAAAGAAAUAAAAGCGAUCGCAAAAAACUGUACCAUGAGUCAUGCUGCUGGUGGCAAUGUUUUGAAGUGGCGACGAGAUUUCGCGCCAACACCGGCGGAUAGCGCUGACCCCCGAGAUUGCAGCGAACGAGGUGCGUGCAUGCAGUGAAUGAGUGAAUGUCUUUGAACAAUGUCGUUUCCAGGUCAUCAAUAGAGACCUUAUGGCAACGGCUACCAAUAGAUCAUUGAAAAUAAUUGAGUAAUUACAGUAUAUGAAUACUUUAGACAUUGUCCUCGCUCUGUUUACAACGCCAAAUCACAGAUUUUCACGUCUUGAUACAACGACUGCAUUUCAAGCCGCGACAAGUGCAACUUCAAACUGGGUUUAGCAGAACUCUUCAUAAUAAAACCCAUGUCUUCAACUUCUAAAACUGUAUUAAAUUCAUACGAUUGAUAAUAUACGACAAAUUAUCUUUUCUACCAUUUAUUUGAAGGAGUUUGUUUUGGCCGUCGUCGUCGCGUUGCCGUCCUAAAAUCGUAAGGUCUCUACUGAUUUUGUUUACACGCGUAAAAACUCGUUAUGCAUUUUGUGACGUAGAAACCAUGACAGUUACGCAGAACAACAUUUCCUAUUAUUCCUAAAGGCCCAUUUCCCCUCAAGAAAUUUUCCACGGACAGAAUGUUUUCCGAAAAUAUCAUUGUUAAAAGUUGAAAAUGUUCAACCUCAAAAAUGCACCACUUUCGGCCCAAAUGUGGUGUACAUUUUCUCUCGCGUAAUACAAAUUAACACAAAAUUGGCAGAUUUCGCAGGGCUAUAUUUUCCGCGUUUUACAACAUUUCGCGGCCAAAUUUUGCAAUUUUACUAAUUUUAACAUAUUCUUUCUAGCUGUAUUGAUGGAUUUUGUUUUUCUUGAAUUGCCUAGCUCAAAAUUUAUUCUAUAUAGCUGGAAUUGCCUACUCAAUUAUGGUUGUCAUAAAAUAUGUUACGAUGUGUAAUCUUAUUUUUUAAUAGAUAUGCCGAUCAAGAGCGUCGAUUCUGAUUUGCAUUUUUCUGGUAAAACAAAUACAACAUAUUCUAGUCAUAAGCAGAUGCCAAAACUUGAUGCAUUCACGAUAAGUUGGUGGCUGAAAACGUCAUGGAUUCCUACAGCGGACUCGCAAUUAAUGGCAAUCGCGAGUUUUAUUCUUGUGUCAGAACCGCUGCAAAAAUAUUUACUCGUUGCUAUCCGAGGCACAUUCGAAAUACAUUUUGAAAUGGCUGGCGCACAAAGGUAGGUAGAGUGUUGCAAUACCAUAUGUGUGUACAUUGGCGUAGAAAUCUCGUAGCAAGUCUGCCAACAAGCCAUCAACAUGUUGUGUUCGCACUGCUUGUCCCAAGUUGGGAAAAAGUUCGAAACAAGCUGCUAACAACUUGUAACAACAUUGUUGAUAUUAUCAGACUUGUUGCAAGGUUGUUCCAACAAGUCCGAUACAGUCAUGAUAUAACGAUAUUGUUACAACCUUGUGUCGUCAACCUUGUAACAUUCUUGUUAUAUCAUGACUGUAUCAGAUUUGUUAGAACAACUUUGAAAACAAAUCUGAUAAUGCCAUCAAGCUUGUAACAAGUUUGGAACAAGCUGUUAACAACUUUACAACAACUGGGAACAAGCAGUGCGAACACAACUUGUUGACAGCUUGUGAACAAAUUUGUAACAACUUGUUUGCAGUUGACAAGUUGUUGGAACAGCAUCGUUACAAGUUUGCUGCAGAUUGGUUACAGCCAUUGAACUAUAAGUAAACAGGAGCGAUAAGUUGGCCGCCAUCUUUAAAGCCGGCAGCGUGAGUUUAAAAAUCGUUAAUAUUUUCUCACUCUUACUUCUUUCAAGGAAUUUAUAUUUAUCCCAAAACACACUUUGACAACACAGUUUUUAUGUAAGGCACAUAAAAUAAGCAAAUGUUUAACUGCCAAAAUAUGACACGAACAAAACGAGACUCGGCACAAAAGUUAAAACCAAGCGAAAAUUUCUGUUUUUUCUGACUUAGACUUUCUAGAAAGAAUUCAGAGACAAUUUUAUACAGUUUAUGUAGAACGUACUUUAAUAAGUUAAAAUUAAAAAUUAAAUGAGUAAAAAACUAAAAAUACUUCGUGAAAAAUUUUGUGUAUUUAUUUUCGUAUAAAUACCUGCGAACAGGAUAUACUUGAGCGCCCGAAAUUUGGCUUCACCCAACCAUAGGCCUUUUUCAUAGGAGUUACUUAUAUAGUUCAAUGAUUACAACCUGUGCGUUCUUGCCAUGCAUAGAUAGUUUUUGCGCGCAUGAUGGCGAAACCUAUAUCUAUUUCUGUGAAUUUUGUUUUCUUACAUUCCAUCUUAUCCGAAACGAUAUACGUUGUAAAUGGCUUGUGAAAUGUCUUGAUGAGAACAUUCGUAUUUACUGGCUUCAACAAUUUGAAAUAAAUAAAUUAUAUUUGGUAAGGAAAUUAAACUAAAAGUUCAUGUAAAUCAGCAUGAUUCUGUAUCAGAAGAUUUCUUAGAUGAAAUGAGAAGAUUUCUAUAGACGAAAUUUUGAUCUAAACAAGAAGAACGAAACCAUUACCAUAGCUGGAAAGAGCAUCUUAAAAUGAGUAAAAUUGCAAAGUUUAAUGGCGAAAUGUUGUAAAAUGAGGAAAAUAUAGCCCUGUGAAGUUCGCAAAUUUUGUAUAUAUUUGUAUUACGCGCGGGAAAAAUAACCGAAAGUGGUUACUUUUACCGCGCGUAAUACAAAUAUAUACCAAAUUUUGCGAACUUUGCAGGACUAUAUUUUCUUCAUUUUAUAACAUUUUGCAACCAAACUUUGCAGUUUAAAUGCCCUGUCACACUAUUGCGUAUCGUACUAGCGUAUGCCAGCGUAUGAAAAAUAUCACUCAUACGCCGGUAUACGCUGACAUACGCUAGGGGUACGUUAGGCAUAGGUUGUAUACGUUUCAAGCACGGUCGCAUACGGUGGCAUACGCUGGCAUACGGCGAGGCAGAAAAUAUUUUUUGAGCAUGUUCAAAAAUUUUGUGCGUAUCGGACGUAUGCUUCAUACGAUAGGCAUACUCUAGGCACACGCUGAAUACGCCUGAGGUACGCCAGAUGUACGGUACUCAUACGCUGGCAUUUCAAAGGAUUUUUGUGCGAAUGAAAAUUAUUUCCGGAUUAAUUUUCAUACGCUUCUCAUACGUUUCUCUCAUACGCAAUAGUGUGACAGGGCCUUUACUCAUUCUAAGACGCGCUUUCUAGCUGUAGUGUUGGAUUUCCUUCUUCUUCCCUAGAUCAAAAUUUAUUCUGUAACUGGAAUCACCCCAUUAUUAAUGAAUUUCACAACUUUAUUUAAUAUUAUGUAGCUUUCAUAAACUUCCCCCAAUCAACGACGAUCGUUGGCACCACAUGGCAAUCACGUGGGAAACGUUUGACGGACAAUGGAAUUUUUUCUUGGACGGCGUGCAUCGUUCUAGUAUUGACGAAUUUCAAUUUGGUCAUGAAGUUCCGCCGUCGCUUUUGGUAAUUGGGCAAAACGGAAAUAUAAAUGGGCCCGCGUAUUCGUCUGAUGACGAGCUACAGGGAAGCCUUAGCCGUUUCAAUAUUUGGGACAGUCGUUUGUCCGUUGAACUCAUUGUUGCACUCGCAAAGGAUCCUGGUCAUGACGUGGGGAACGUGAAUUCUUGGAGGAAUCUGCAAUCAUUGAAAUCUUACGUCAAUCGUACUGAGCCUUCAACUGUUGUAAGCAGCGGUAAGUUUGCGAAAGUGUCAACUAAAGUUCUGAAUUCGGACUACACACGGAAAAACGCACAAGUUGUAACAAACCUGUAGCAAUUCUGUUCCAACAGCUUGCCAACAGGAUAUGUGUUUGGACUUCUUGUUCCCAGCUUGUUGACAAGUUGUUAACGGCAAGUUGGCAACUUGCUACAAGGUUGUUGAGCUCAACAGACUUGUUACAAGUUGUUCCAACAACUUGUUGCCGUCUUGAAAUUCAACAAUGUGUCAACCAGGUUGUUCCAGCAAGCCCGAUGCAGUAAUGACGUAACAAUAUUGUUACAGCCUUGUGUAGUCAAUCUUGUAACAUUCUUGUUAUACCAUGACUGUAUCAGACAUGUUAGAACAACCUUGUAACAAGUCUGAUAAUGCCAUCAAGCUUGUUACAAGUUGUUAACAGCUUGUUCCAAACUUGUUGGAAAAACUGCAAACAAACAGUGCAAAUACAACUUGUCGAUAAUUUUGUGAACAGAUUUGUAACAACUUGUUUGCAGACUUGUAACAACUUGUGCGUUUUUACGUGUUUAGUAGAAAACAGGCUUUAGGGAAGAUUUGACAAACUCUCUGGGGUCCGGGAUCAUAUUCUCUCCCGAAAAUGUUGAAAUGAAAAGUCUCUGAAAUGACUUUUUCUCCGCCCAGUUAGAAGACCUCUUUUAUUGAGAGGGGGCGUGGGUUAAGCCCUCUCACUUCUACUGUUGACACUGUUGGGGCCUAUAGCGCUCUCCCUAGCCCCCUUCCUCCCCAUGCAUCCGUCGUCCAAUUUCUCCGCCUAUUCUGCAUAGAUUCUAUUCUAUUCAAAUGAUUUCUAAUUAUAUGUUAUAUUUUAUUUCUAUAUAGCUGGGAAGUCGAACGUCGCUUUCACAUUCACACAUUGGACUAAAAAUAACUACGCACUUAUACCGUAUAGCGGUGCGGAAAUUGCGCAAUUGACAGUUUGUACUUGGCUUGAUCUGUCCUACACCGACGAAUAUUCACCCAGUCUUCUAUCUUAUUCAUCUACGACACCGAAUGACUUGUUUAUUAUGUUCCAUGUUUACAACAUAGACGGCCUAGUCAUGGGCAUCAAUGAUCAACCAUACGGGUAAGAACAAUAUAGGAGCUUUUUCUACGAAGGCGGGAUGGCGCUUUACACCGGAUUUUUCAAGCUUUCAAAAUUUGUCCGGACUGUUGAUGGGUGAAAUACUACCUCAAAAACUCAUUAAUAAUUCAUGAGGAAAUCAUAAGCGUGGCGUGUCUUUAUAUGCGAUAAAACACGCUUCAAAUUUCAGCUUGUAUUUUCUCAGCUAAUACAAAGUUAUUUUGGAAAAUUAUUUCGCCAAUGCCGUGAUCUAAUUGAGACGUUUUUGAAGCUGUUUAAUAAACUCGUAGUUCGUGUUUUAUCACAUAUAAAACACUCCGCUACGCGUCGUGUUUUAUAUGUGAUAAAACACUCCUACUCGUUUAUUAAACAGUACUUAAAACACGAGUAGGAGUGUUUUAUCAGAUAUAAAACGCGAGGCGCAGCCGCGAGCUUAACUGAAUACGACUUCAAAAGAAUACUAAUUAGGAUGAACCAUUAUAUAAUCAUACUAAUGAGGAUGAACAAUUAUAUAAUGCCACAUGCUUUAUCAGAUAUAAAGUCACUCCACGUGACAUAUUAUGGCUGACAUGAUUUGCCACAAGGUUUAUGAAUAAUUUUUAAUGAGUAUUUUAUCUCUUUAUAAUGGACUUGUAUUAUGUUUGCAUAUACCGCCGGAUUAAAGACCCGUUUACACUACGCUCAAUUUUUGGUACGGCACGGAUAAAAUUGGUACCCGUACCACUUUUUUGGUUCUUGGACUACCUAUUUAGCUAAGUCCCGUUUACACUACGCUCAAUUUUUGGUACCGUACCACUUUUUGGUUCUUGGACUACCUGAAUAGGUAGUCCAAGAACCAAAAAAGUGGUACGGGUACCAAUUUUAUCCGUGCCGUACCAAAAAUUGAGCGUAGUGUAAACGGGGCUUAAGUUGUUGCUGUCGUUGUGGUAUCGAUCAGGGUCGAUCAGUUAUAUCAAUGAAAGGCAAAUUUUGGGAAACUUGAAAAAUCACUAUUUUUUGGGUAGUGCUACAUGCGUAAAACUCACAACUUGUGAACAAAAUGUGUUCGUAACAGGCUUGUUUCCAGUUGUUAACCAGUCCGGAACAAGUUGUUAUAUCCUUGUAUACAUGUGUAAAUCUCACGUCUUGUAGCAAGUCUACCAACGAGCCGUCAACAAGUUGUGUUCGCACUGCUUGUCCCAAGUUGUCAACAAGUUUGGAACAAGCUAUUGACACCUUGUAACAACAACCUUCUUGAUAUUAUCAGACUUGUUGCAAGGUUGUUCCGACAAGUCCGAUACAGUCAUAAUAUAACGAUGUUGUUACAAUCUUGUGUGACAUUUCCGUUAUAUCGUCACUGUAUCAGACUUGUUAGAACAACUUUCCUGCAAGUCUGACAAUGCCAUCAAGCUUGUUACAAGUUGUUAACAGCUUGUUUCAAACUUGUUACAACAACUGGGAACAAGCAGUGCGAACACAACUUGUCGACAGCUUGUGAACAGAUUUGUAACAACUUUUUUGCAGACCUCAGGGUAACAACUUGUACAUUCUUGCGUGCAUGUGAAUCAUUCAAAUUCUUCCUUGCCUUUUAGACUGGGCAGCGAUUCAGCAGUAAAUAAUAAACUAUGGCGUCACCUUUGCGUAAGAUGGAACGGUGACCUUGGCGAAGUAAAUUGGUAUUUAGAGGGUGUUGAACGAAACUCCAAAACUGAUCUACCCAAAAAGCAAACUCUGACUGCCCCAGGGAUAUGGGUUUUUACAAACGAGCAAGACUCUCAUGGCGGGGGAUUUAGCGGCAAACAAAGUUUUAAGAAAUCAUUGGCUCAGAUGAAUGUCUGGAAUUAUGUAUUGCCGGUGCAAGCCAUGAAGGCUUUGGCGUACGGUGGAACAAGCGUCGAGGGAAAUCUGUUUCGAUGGAGCGAUAUUAUCGCCAAUUAUAAUCCUAAAGGCUAUUUUGUUGCAAGUCCUUUCCAUCUUUACAUGCCAGGUAAUACACUGUUAUGUUAUAAAUUGGACAAAAAUGAAAGAAAUCUUUAAGCCAAUAUGUUAUACACGUAAAAACGCACAAGUUGUUAUAAGUCUGCAAACAAGUUGUUACAAAUCUGUUCACAAGCUGUCGACAAGUCUUGUUCGCACUGCUUAUUCCCAGUUGUUGUAACAAGUUUGGAACAAGCCGUUAACAACCUGUAACAAGCUUGAUGGCAUCAUCAGACUUGUUAAAAAGUUGCUCUAACAAGCCUGAUACAGUCAUAAUACAACAAGAAUGUUACAAGGUUGACGACACAAGGUUGAAACAAUAUUGUUACAUCAUGACUGUAUCGGGCUUGUUGGAACAACCUUGCAACAAGUCUGAUAAUAUCAACAAUGUUGGUACAUCUUGUUUACAGCUUUUUCCUAACUUGUUGACAACUUGGGACAAGCAGUGCGAACACAACUUGAUUACGACUUGUUGGCAGACUUGUUACAGGAUGUGAGAUUUUUGCGUGUGUACAAGAAGCACCUGCAUGCCCAACCAAAAAUAUUGUAUUGGUCGGGCAGUUUAAGUACUGUUUACUGGUUUACAUUGUAUUGAAACGGUUUUUGCUUCGUUCCCUAAAGGUUAUGGCUCAAGUGUAAACAGCUUCAUCCCCCGUCCUUUUAUCGCCUUCAUCUUCAGUUUCUUGUAUAUAUUUACAAAAGGCAAAAACAUUGCAGACGUCAUUUGAAAGAGUGAAGAAGCUGUACUCGUAAAUAAUAUUAGAAUAGCAAGUUGUUGUUUGCUAGACGCCAUCUUGAAUCACACGUCACGAAUUGAACCCAAAUUGCUACGAUUGGUGCUUACAUUACAAUGAUUGAAUGACAGCGUUGCAAAAACCAAUUAAACACGUACAGGGGCGUAUCUAUAGCCUCAUCUGCAAGGAGGGGUGCAGGUUUUCCACGGGGUGAUGCAUGAGGGAGCCUUACUGCCCACUUUCCUCUGCAGUCUGUAACGCUACUAUCCCAACAUUACCAUUACAUGAGAUGGCCGAAUCUGAAUAUUCGCCGUUCUGUUACGUUUUACAUUAACUUUUGUUUAUAAAGUUUAUAUCGUUUUUUUAUAACGUAUGCGUGACUGGACAGUUGCUGUAGCACAGUACAGUAAAUUUGCUUGUUAAAGUACAGUAUAUAUUUGAAAAUAUGGCUGUAUAACAACCUUGACAUGUUUACAUAUUUAACCAUGAUAUUGAACUGAUAUAUUAUUUCUCGUGAGCUCACAAAAGAAUUAAAUCGUUUCGAGAAAUCGACACGCGCUAACAGUAGAAGUUCCGCUAAUCGCUAUUCGAAAAGCAGAAAAUGUAUGGUCAAGCAGAUUUUUGGGGGGUGCGUGGUGCUCGGCUUUACUGCUGUUAAACUUGAUCUCCGUACUUUCAUUUUGCAGACGGUGUUGUUCAAAAGAAACGGGAUGAGUAUUGCAACCAAUCCUCCUGUCCUGCCGGCACGUUCUACGCCCGCAUUGGACCACGCAGAAACUUUCACCCCCCUGGCAUACAAUGGCGAUGUUACUGCAAGGACAACGUUGUAUCCGAUAAAAGCGUUAAGGUGGUCAGCGGUUACUAUAAUACCAGAGAAACGGAGCUGCUGGCGAUUGUUUAA
This is a messenger RNA of Paramuricea clavata, 10377 nucleotides long. Lineage: Eukaryota; Metazoa; Cnidaria; Anthozoa; Malacalcyonacea; Plexauridae. The record is from the annotation of a GenBank genome assembly.